CCUGGGAGCGGGCAGGUUCCGUCCAGUGCGGGGGAGGGAGCGUGGAGGAGAUGGCGCUCGCCAUGCUGGGGGCUCUGUACCCCAGGGCUGGCCUCAGCCUCUUCCUCUUCUACCUCAUCCUGGCGGCCACGCUGCUGCGCCCCCAGCCUCUGCGGUCUCUGCGGUCUGUUCCUGAGGAGUUCUCCGCACCCCUGGAACUGCCACAGCCACUCUCCGGCCUGGUGGAUGACUACGGGAUCCGACCCAAGCACCCCUGGCCCCGGGGGCCGCGGCCCCUGCUCUCGCGGGCCCAGCAGCGCAAGCGCGAUGGGCCUGACAUGGCCGAGUACUACUACGACGCCCCCCUGUGACGUGAAGCCCCCAU
Molecule: messenger RNA, 364 nt
Organism: Lepus europaeus (European hare)
Lineage: Eukaryota; Metazoa; Chordata; Mammalia; Lagomorpha; Leporidae
Gene: FREY1
Product: Frey regulator of sperm-oocyte fusion 1
Exons: 3
Coding region: 51-350 (99 amino acids)
Source: RefSeq, a predicted model, not a curated record